UGAGCGGUCCCGGGUCUGCGGGGGCGGCCUCCGGCCGCAGGGGGCGCUCUCGGGAGCGGAGCUAGCUCCCGCCGGCGAUGGCGGCGCCUCUUCGCCCCGCAGGCUCCUCGGCGCGCGGCCCGGGAAGUGUCGGGCGAGGGGGCGCCGCUAGGCCUGGCUCCGGCCGCAGUGAAAGGACUAUGGCAUCAGAGCAAACCAAGGAUGAGGUGCCAGUUCCUGAGAAAUCUGCUGCUGGCCAGCUGGCCCUGCGAGAAUCAGACCCAUACAAAGAACUUGACAGUUUGCCUGUGAGCAUAAGUGACCUUUCUGUACAAGAAAAUGAGAAUGAUCCCCUAUCAUUGGAAGCUGCCGAUCAUAGCCAACCAAUAACAAGUGAGAGUACAGGAGAUGCUCAUUCAGGAGGAGCAGAAAGUGAUCCUGGGAUAUUGCUGACUGAUGCAUCACUGCUGGCUGCAGAGAACAAAGGAGAAGAACCUAUGCCCAGAGCGGUAGGACACUCUGGUGCUGUUUCCAGAGAGACGCAGGCGCGUUCCUCAAAUGAAGAGCUUUAUCAGUCUGGUUCAGAGGGUUCAGACAGUGCGGUGGAAGAAGAAAGAACCUUGCUGACUGGGGAAAAUCUGCAAACAGUUUCUCUGCACUUCCAGGUUGAUGUCCAUGCAGAACAGCAAUAUGUUACCAAUAAUUGCUCUGAAGGUGAACUGGAAGCUUCACACUUGCAGCAGGCCAGAGGGGAUGAGGGUCAGGAGCUGGAUAGUAAACCCCAGGAGGUGCCACCAAAUGGAGAGAAUGGGAUUGAAAACAGCAGAGUUGCGCAGGACUUAGAUCAGGAAGCUUCAUCCCAGAAGCCCUCUCAGAACAUUGCAGUGCAGACUGACUUCAAGACUGCUGAUAUGGAGGUGAACACAGAUCAAGAUAUUGAAAAGAACUUGGGCAAAAUGAUGUCUGAGAGGGCUUUGUUGAAGGAACGUUACCAGGAAGUGCUAGACAAACAGAGGCAGGUGGAGAAUCAACUCCAGGUGCAGCUCAAGCAGCUCCAGCAACGUAGGGAAGAAGAGAUGAAGAAUCACCAGGAGAUCCUGAAGGCCAUUCAGGAUGUGACGAUCAAACGAGAAGAGACCAAGAAGAAGAUGGAGAAAGAGAAGAGAGAAUUCUUGCAAAAGGAGCAGGAUCUGAAAGCCGAAAUUGAGAAGCUCUGUGAGAAAGGCAGAAGGUUACUGAAAGAACAGGAGGAGAAGGAAAAUAAAAUUGUUUCUCUAAUCGCAGAGCAGUCUGAUGAAAAGGAGGUAUGGGAGAUGGAACUAGAUAAGCUGAAGAACCAGCACAAUGAGAUCAAUAGGAACAUCCUGGAGGAAACAGAAAGGGCUUGGAAAGCAGAGAUAUUGUCCUUGGAGAGCCGGAAGGAGCUGCUGGUUCUGAAACUUGAAGAAGCCGAAAAAGAGGCGGAGCUACACCUCACCUAUCUCAAGUCAGCACCACCCACGCUGGAGACCAUACGACCGAAGCAGGAGUGGGAAAUGAGGCUGAACAGGAUACGAAUGACCAAAGAAAGCGUCCUGGACCAGUUCAAUGCUCACAUUCAGCUGGUGAGGAAUGGAGCAAAGCUGAGCAGCCUGCCACAGAUUCCAACCCCCACCCUGCCACCACCCCCAUCAGAAACAGAGUUCAUGAUGCCGGCAUUUCAGCCCAAUCCAUCCCUUACCCCCAGGCUGCCAUUCCCCAUUGGGCCGGUCCCAGUUCCCAUGGUCAUGCCCAGUGCUGAUCCUCGGGCGCUCUCCUUCCCGCUCCUUAACCCUGUUGUCUCCAGGCCUAAUCAGCCCUCAUCCCCUCUGCCUGCUUCCCAAGGGAGGAACAGCCCUGUAUUGGCAUCUCUUGUCGGCACCCAUGGCCCUCACAUGACAUCUGCUGCCUCUAUCCCGCCUCCGCCAGGGCUCGGAGGAGUCAAGGGUGCUCAUGAGUUUCACAGGCCACAGCCGGUCGAUAAGCUGGAAAAGAUCCUGGAGAAGCUCUUGGCUCGAUUUCCCCAGUGUAACAAGGCCCAGCUGACGAACAUACUGCAGCAGAUAAAGACAGCGAGGAGAACCAUGGCAGGGCUGACCAUGGAAGAGCUGAAUCAGCUGGUAGCAGCGAAGCUGGCCGAGCAUCAGGGCGCAGCAGUGGGUACCCAGCCACUUGGCCGAAUCAGGGCCCCCAUGUUUCCUGCUCCUCUGCCCCAGAUCAGCGCCCCUAUGUUCCUGCCACCGGCUCAGGUGUCUUACCCAGGGACACCAUCACAUGCCCCUGCUACCUGUAAGCUGUGUCUAAUGUGCCAGAAACUCGUGCAGCCCAGUGAGCUCCACCCGAUGGCCUGUUCUCACGUGCUCCACAAGGAGAUCAUACUUUGUAGCCUAGCUGUCUUCGUUGCUUUCGUGUCUGUCUGUCUGUCUCACAAGAUGCUAUGUGGGCCGAGCUGUUCUGCAGUUGUUGGAACCUGGAAGGAGCCGUGGGCAGUGCGGCUCUUGGGUACUGCAUUGGGCUGUCUGGGCGCACACCUUGUGGUGGAAGAGCUCUGCACGCCGAGGCUCUUGAGAUUAACAGCCCAGUAUUCAGUGCUGGCUUCUUGGGGGAAGGCGAAGCUUGGUCUAGUCAUUGGAGUGCAGGGCUAGUGCAUGGGAGACCUGGGUUCUCUACGCUGCUCUGCCGGUGAUCUUGGACACGUCACUUCUCUGCCUGUUUCUCCACGGGUAUCACACUGCCCUAUGCACAGGGAGAGACUCUCUUCCUCCUGUGCUUAGCUCCUUGUAUGAAAGCACUAUCCUGAUAGGGGCUGGGCCUGGGUCUCUUGAGCUCCAGCCAUGAUCCCAUUUCUCACCCAUCUAGGCCACAGCACUUCCUGCUCCCCUGGGAGACGGCAUGGGCAGCUCACAAAAUGGGUUUCCCUAUGGUCGUGUCGCUCCGUAGUACCUGCUGCCUUAGGUUAAAACAGGCAAACUACCAGUAGCCCAAGGGACCCCACUGCUGAAGAGAGGGUGAACGUUGCACGCUGUGUCGAAGGGUGAUCGCAGUCCGUGUGGGGGAAUGCGCAAGAUCAGCAUCCUACACAAAUAAUCGCAGCCCAGCACAUGGAACUGGCCUCACUUAGCAUGAGGUAGAUGGUGCUUAAGCUACCAUUAAAUUGGCAGUUCUCAAACCUCCUGUGAAAUGCCUUUGUGUCCACAAGUCUUUCUUCACUUUAGGGUAGGCCUGAGGCACGUCUAGCUGUUCAGCAAUCCUCCAUCCAUGCAGCAGGUGCAAGCUUCCCUCCUCCAUCCUGCCAGCGUCUCAACCCUGCCUUCAUGGUUUGUCCAGUCUUUGGCCUCCACUGAGCCCCCACCGCUAGUCUGUUUGUACUGUAGACACCUUUCCCUGAGCUGAAACAGGUUGCUCCUCUCAGGAGCCCAGCCUGACUCACAGCUACUGCUGGCCUGGGCCGGAUUUAAAAUGAGGAGCCAGGCUUCCUAUCUCACUAGAGGAGUGGACUGAACCGUGCAAAGCACAUCCUGCCAAUAUUCAAACCUUGGAACAAACUCACCCUGGCUGAGUCACAUUAGUCUUUGCUUUCUGCAGUUAUGCUAUUCAGUGGGAUUGCUGGCAACAGCAACUUCAAAUAUUAGUCCCAAAAUCUGAGAGUUAAUGAUCAUCCAGGUGUGCAUGGAAAUGAACUACAUGAUUCUGCCUGCUGCUGCUGCACUGUUAAAUACCUGGACUGAGCAGCAGCCCAGAGGUCAUUGGAGAAAUUAAGCAAAUAAUUUCAACCUAUGAAUUCAUAUGAGAAAAGCAUGAACUGUUAAUGGAAUUUGUGUUGCAGUGUAAUACGUCAGAGGUUCUCCCUCGCCCUACCCCGUGCCUGACCUGUGAGCCAUCCCCACCUGUUGAGAACAUACAACGAGGGAACUGCUAGCUCAAACUCCACACUGUUACCCAGUGUGCUUUCUUCCACCAUGACCUUUGUGUCUUCCCAUGGUACCUGGGAUGUCUGUGCUCACUAACAACUUCAGUGCAUCUCAUUGAGUUCUCCACUCAAGUCAGGCACUUCCCUUACCUGCCCUAAUCCUAAAGAGCCCUCAACAGCUCAAAGCCCCCCACAACCCUCCCCCACCUCCUUCCUUGCACGCUCUGAGUUGCCCCCCAGGCAAUGAACAGGCUGUGAACACAAGGCUUUUCUGUUUAAUGUAAUAAUUUACUGUGUAACAUUCAUUAUUCAUACAUUGACAUUAGGGUUACAGAGUAUGGAAGUCUAUAGUAGCCGCUAAGAGUAACUAUCCCCAGUCCUUGUCCUGCUCCCCAAAUAAUUGGACAGAGAGUUGGACGCAUGGUGUGGUCCUCGCAGUCUCCUGUUACUCUAACUCAGGGCCCAGGGGAAGGGAGUUCUUCAGGUGAUAAAGCUGGCUGCACUGCAGCUCAGAAUAACAAAGCUUUCAAGACCCAACUUGCCCCCUCUGAGCACUUCUUACUACAUCGGGCUGGCAUAACCAGAGUGAUCGCUACUGAUUACAAUGGGAGUUAAUGGUGCCCAGCACCUCUCAGGAUCUGGCCCCUACUUUGUAGAUUCUGCACAAUCUUUGGGACAAAGUCAGCACUGGUGUAAGCAGCUGCAACUCCACUGAAGUCAAUGGAAGUGUCACCUGCCUGCAGCAUGGCUGAGUUUGGCCCAUCAGUGAAUUUCUGCACGCACACGGACAUGUAAAGGCAGUGGUCCAAACUGAGUGGUGUCCCGGAGGUGUUCUGGGCAGGCACUGGGGUGUGGAGGUUGCAGUUGCAUAAUUUCCCCCUUGGUUGGAGUCGGGUUGCUCCCUGAGUGCAGGACUGGAGCAAGUUAUGGGAACCAGAUGGUGCUGGCAAAAGCAAAGCCUCUGUGUCUCGUGAAGUAGGGAGACAUGGGGGGGGGAAAUAUCUUCUACUGGACCCGCUUCUGCUGAUGAGAGGACACGCUUUGGAGCCACACGGAGCUCUUCUGCAGGGCUGACCUGUCCGUAAGCUUGAAAGCGUGUCUGUCUCACCAACAGAUGUUGGUCCAAUAAAAGACACCCCCCCUGUGUCUCUUUACCCUGGGACCAACACUGCAAACAACAGCGAAGUAGGUUCAUAGAGUGGGAAGGGGUGGGGUGCUGCAGCUGUACCCACAGCCAGAGUUCACUUGGUUCGGCCUGUUUGUAAGGUUUCUGGCUACCCAGUGCAGGCUCCUUAGCUAGUGCCUCACUCCAGGGACUUCUUGCUGCUUUCUUUAAGGAAUAUUUUCGUAGACCCCUGCUCUUGUCACUUUUUAUGCUGUUAGUUCUCCCAUGCUGGCCAGGCCAGCCUGUGCUGCUGGGGAACGUUAACAUUUUUAAACAAGGAUGAUUCUCAUCAAUGUGUAAAGCAAAAAUUCCUGAAAACACUUCAUGCCAGAGUCCCUCUUGUACCUGCCUAUGCUUUCUUUUCUCCUCCACGAAGGCUCAAAUUUGGGCCUACGCUCCUUGCUGCUGCCCCUUGAAAUUCUUCAGAGCCCUGUUGAGCCUUCCCUUGGGGUCAUGGCAGCAGCUCCUCUCCAAUUCAUCCCAGGAAAAGUAAAGUAGGGUAGGGAGAUUUGCUGUUGUCGGAGCCAUUGAACUAGGGUCACAUAUUGGAAUCAGCUGGGGCUAGUGCUCAUGGUCAGUUACUUGCCGUCAGGGGAGAGGAGAGCCCUACAGUCUGCCCUCCAUCUUGCGCUGUCUUGCUGCCCUUGGAACUGUUCUUGCACUGUGCAUGGGAAGUUUCCAGUAAUGCUGCUCCCACCAGCACAGCAUCUCUGGAUCCCAGCUAGCAGGUGAGAGGUUUCCACUGAAGAGAGGUUUUUCUCUACCCUCUUUAGGAGUCAAUAGCUCCUUCACAGUUGCAGCUGCCCCUGCAUUUCCACCUGACAAUGAAACUGUUGCAGAACAGCAGGGUGUGGUGCUACUAUACAUUUGUGAGGUACACUUGGGAUCUAAACCCCCACCUCCCAAGCCUCUCUGCAAAGUGAAACAGUUCUGCAUUCCUCCCGAAUGGCUCAGCUUUAUCUUGCUGGGCCAUUUAGGGGCACGUUAAACCCCAAGUCCCCUUUAGGAGCUGCAUUAGCAAAGCUCUGUAAUAAGCAGCUCCCAGGCUGGGCAAAUGUUCCUACAAACAGCUAGUUUCCUCGGUUGUCUCAUUCACUAAAAGCUCAGGUGUUUGUGCUUGGCUGAGCACCUUCCCCUGCCCAGGCUGCUCUAGUACUUUUCAGUCUCGCCAUGAAGGCCUACACAUCACCUUGUGCUGAGGCUAGGAACAACUGUGUUACCAAUUCCCCAGGAGGAGUCAUCUGCAGGAUUAAGUAGGAAAAGAACCCAGGUUGGGAAGAAACAAAGUUGCUUUUUAAAGCAACAAUUAGUACCAGAACUGAAGCAAAAUGUGCAAGCGUUGGUCACUGGGAUUCAGGAUGAGGGGUUCUUAUGUAGUAGGAAAACCUACUUGAACAGAAAUGGGACAGAAGCAAAAACAGCCUUGAGCGAUAUUUUUUUUGGCUUGUGAACCACUGCUGUGUGCGUGAUCUAAUUUCACCCCCCGCAACCCAGUGCCCCCAUCACCUUCGCCAGAUAUAUUACAAGUGAUACAUCCAUCACAACAAAUGCCAGAUCGCCAACGAUCCAUAAAGUGCUUCCAUCAGACAAACCACUGCUAAGCACCCCUGACUUGCAGCCUGGCCCCUUUGCCCACAACCAAAGCAAGGAGCUUAAAAACCCACCAACCCCCUCGAGUUGGGUUUCCAAUGAACCAGGGGCUUUCAGCACUAGAUUAAAAAUAUAAAAAUAUGUAUAUAUUGUACAGGCAAGAAGCAUUCAUUAUUGGUACACUCACAUACAGCACAGCCUGCUACGUACACACGCUGCCCUCUGCUCGAGCACAGCAUCCCCGGCCCUUUGCCAUUAUAAACAAGGAAAAUUAAGUAAAACCAUGUGUUUCAAACACACUAAUAAUGAUGAUGGUGAGGCUGCUGCUGACCCCCUGAAAUAACAAGCGAUUUAUUGUGGUGGGCUGGGGCCUUCCCCCACAGCAGCCAGAGGCAGAUAUUCCAGGAGCUAAUCGUCUUGGAUGGUUAAGUCCAGCGCAGGGAAUGGGGUUUCCCCUCAUGACCGGUGCAGUGUGAGGCAAGCCUGUCUUGUGCUGCACGCCUUCUGUGGAGGGGCUCCGAGAGGAGACGACCCGCAGCUCUGGCUUUCCUGGGGCUUUCCCAAGCAGGCCCGGUAACAGUCUGGUUUCGUGGCUUCCACACCUUCCUGGGCUGCUGGUCCUGUUCUGGGGCUGGGUUCCACCCCGCCCCAGCAGAGGCUGCUGGUUCUCCCCCAGGUGCUGCAGAGCGAGGCCCAUCGAAAGCUUCUGUGUGCAGUGCUUGGCAGGAGAGCUGGGAGCCAGAGGAGGUUAGGCCCUUUCCCAUGAUUUGCAGCCCAGGCAGAGAUGAGGGGAAUGGAUGGUUUGCCCUGCCCCCACCUUUCCCCCCAGUCUUGCAUGGGAGGGCAGAGGGCUCUGCCCCAAUCCACUUCCCAGGGCCCAAGAGAUUGAAAAGUGGAAGAACAUCGUACCUCUCCCCCAUCCCUUCCCUGAUCCCAGCAGGCAGGACCGGCUCUAGGUUUUUUGCCGCCCCAAGCUGAGGUGGGGCUGGGGUUCGCAGGUGGUGCUGGAAGCAGAGGGAGUCACGUCCCCUUCUCCCAGCGCCUGCAGGGGCUUUCCCCCUCCCCUGCCCGGCUGCGCAGAGAAGCCCCGAGAUAAGGGGUGGCACAAGGCAGUGCAGCAGCCGGUGCACAGAUGCGGUGGCGCAGCCCUGGCUCCCCGGCAGGAUUCGCCCUCUCCUCCCCAGAUAGCAGCUGGGCCCUGGCAGCUCAGCAUCCCGGGGCUGGGGCUUCCCCUUCCCACUGUGGCCGGGGGCGCGGUGCCCUCGCCCUGUCGAAGGGGCGCAGCUCCAAGAGCACAACUGCCCCGAAAAAAAGGAUGGCCGGAAUACCGCCCCUGGAAAUGUGCCGUCCCCAGCACGUGCUUGCUUUGCUGGGGCCUAGAGCCGGUCCUGCCAGCAGGGGCUGCCAGAGCUGCCCCCUUAGCGGCACUUCUCCUGGGGAGUGCAGGGAAGCAGCUGUUCCCUAUGAGCUGCAGGAUGGGGAAGCGACCUACCCCUACAUCGACUGGUCUAAGCUGCAAGCUGUGGAGCCGAGACCCCCCUUGCAGCCUGAGGUGCCCAGACUUCACUCCACCAGCCCGCAGCGAGCAGUCCGUCUCCAGCCCAGGCACGGAGAGCUGGCCUGGAGAGAAAGCUCCUCGGCCCACCGGCAGACCCCGGCACUCACUGCUGGGACGGCUGUCCUGCUCCCUGUACAACAGCAUGGGAUUGUGGUGGCUGCACACAGUGCCUAAUUUGUGCCGGGGCUUGCCAGGGCUGAGCCCCAGCACAGCGAGGCUCGGCAGUUCAGGGUUUGUUGUGUCAGUUCUGAAA
Dermochelys coriacea (leatherback sea turtle) is the source of this 8473-nucleotide messenger RNA. RefSeq names its product ring finger protein 214 (gene RNF214). Bases 78 to 2642 code for a protein of 854 amino acids. Gene Ontology annotation, molecular function: ubiquitin-protein transferase activity. Lineage: Eukaryota; Metazoa; Chordata; Testudines; Dermochelyidae. The transcript is spliced from 16 exons. The record is from RefSeq and is a predicted model, not a curated record.